GCUAUAAUCACGCUCUUCACUUUUACUGUUAAUUCUUUUAGUUUUUAAUUCUUUUUUUGUUUUUCCGUUUCAAUCAGGAUUUUGAAUUUCGUACCUUUAUUUUAAACGGUUUGUGAAUUUGUAAUGGAGUUUAUUGAGCUCGAGGAAAGUUAUUGUAGCAUUAGAUUAGGAGCCAUGUGAAUGUGAUUGUUUCAAAAUUCAAACCUGGAAGUCCUUUUUUGCCAUGGGGUUUUGAGCUCAAUUAUGUCGUCUCCAGUUGACUUUUAACUUGUUAAGCAUGGAAAGGUAGUUUCGGGCUUAAUUUUCGGGUAAAUUGACAGACAUGGGUUCUGAGUUUAGAGGUAGAAGGGGUAAAGGAACUGGAAGGGUGAGUGUUCAUCAAGUGGCUUUUGAGCUCAAACAGCGUGUCGUUCUGGCCUUGAACAAGAUUGCUGAUAGAGAUACAUAUCAGAUUGGUGUUGAAGAGCUUGAGAAAACGAUUGAAUGCUUAACUCCAGAUGGAUUAGCCUCGUUUUUCUCUUGCAUACUGGACACCGAUUCAGUGCAAAAGAGUGCUGUUCGAAAGGAAUGUAUCAGAUCGAUGGGUUCACUGGCGACUUAUCACAAAGGUCUUGUGCUACCUUACUUAGGGAAGAUGGUUGCUAGCAUUGUCAAGCGGCUCAAAGAUUCAGAUACAGUUGUGAGAGAUACCUGUGUAGAUACCAUGGGUGUUUUGGCUUCCAAGUUGGGUGGCGAUGGAGUUGACAAUGAUGGAUUUUUUGUGGCACUAGUAAAGCCACUCUUUGAAGCUUUGGGCGAACAAAAUAAGUAUGUCCAGUCGGGUUCAGCAUUAUGUUUGGCACGGGUCAUUGACAACAUCAAUGAUCCCCCAGUUUCAAUAUUGCAAAAGAUGUUAGCAAGGACUGUCAAGUUGCUUAAGAAUCCACAUUUCAUGGCAAAACCAGCUGUCAUUGAAUUAAACAGAAGCAUCAUUCAGGCUGGUGGUGCUGCCACACGUACUACUUUGUCUGCUGCGAUUUGUAGUAUCCAAGAAGCCCUCAAGAAUAGUGACUGGUUGACACGUAAAGCAGCCUCUGCAGCACUAGGUGAAAUCGCUUCGACUGGUGGAACAUUAUUGAGCACUUUCAGGACCUCUAGCUUGCGAUGUCUUGAAUCCUGUCGCUUUGACAAGGUUAAACCUGUUAGGGAGACAGCACUACAGGCAUUGCAAAUUUGGAGAGAUCUUCCCGGUAGUGAUACACCAGAACCAUCAGAAGCAGGAUCUUCUGUUAAAGAAAAUUUCUUUAGAGAUGAGUAUCAUGAAGUAACAAGCGCCUGUGAUUCUACCCCGGCUCAUGUCUCGACUAAGAAAACUGGGAAUACGGUUACUAAAAGGUUUCCUCUCUCAAAUAAAAGAUCUGGGCAAAGCCCUGUAGGGAAGGCUCAUUAUUCAAAAGCAGAUGAUUGGCAUGUAGAAAUAGCAGUUCCAAAGACUAGUUCUAUGCCAGAUACUGUUGAUGAAGAAUCACAGGGUAGCUGCAUUACCAAGACAUGUGAAAGAACAAGUGUUGAUUUGAGAAGCACUCAAGAUAUCGAAUAUGAGUAUGUGCAUGUUGAAGACAAACAGAGAUCUUCAGCAUCUCUUUUCUCUGAGAAUUUUGAGUGUAAAGCAUUGAUGGUUUGUUCGGAUGUUCUCGGCGAAGUCGAUCGGGCGAAGAAGCCGGGUUGGGGUGUAACAUAUCCAGCUGAAGAAAUUAGUACAGAAGAAAAAAGAUUCACGGCGAAAAACCAAGAUCGCUGUAGCCUAGAUUCCACUGUUAUAGAAUCUUGCUCUCCUAAGUUACAUUGUUGUUCACAAACAGCAAAUGAAAUGGCAUCAAUUCAAAAGCAUCUUCUCGACAUUGAAAACAAGCAAACAACCCUGAUGGAUCUGUUCAAGAUAUUCACUGCAAACAUAAUAGAGAGCAUGUCAAUGAUACAAAAAAAGGUGUCAAGUCUAGAAGAUGUGAUUAGUGGUGUGGCACAAGAGCUCGUUAAGGAGGAAAGAUAUGCUCCGGCCACAGAAGCUAAACUUUUAAAGAGAAAUCAAGAUUCUUGUUCUCCCAGAAUAUCUACAUGCACGCCGAGGCCACCCGUGGAUACACACACUAGGCCGUCAACAUUGCCCAAAACUGCAGAUGUAUGGGAGGAAAAUAUUAGCAGUAGGAGUUCAUCUAGUAGUUUUAGACAAGAAACCGAUAUAUGGUCAAAAACAUGUCUAACAUUAACUAAAAGCACUUCUGGGAAGGGAAACCGAGAAAAUGUAAGGUAUGGUACCCUAACUGGUAAGCACAGUAAUGUCUUUCCUCCAGUUUCUGGGGUUAGGAACAGACAGAGCAGCUUGGAAAGAAAUGAUGAUAUCUGGAGAGAAGUAAGAGGUUAUCUAUCUCAUGGUGAUCUAGAUUCUGCUUAUGCACAAGCUCUAUAUUACAGCAAUGAACUAGUUCUUUUUGAGCUUAUGGGUAGCACAGGCCCUGUACUGGAACAUUUGUCGGAGAAGACAACUGGCAGUCUUCUGAACACUCUGGCCUCAUAUUUGUCCAAACAAAAGUUUGCAACUUCCAUUUUUCCCUGGUUGCAGCAGGUUGUAGACUUGACGGUUGCCCAUGGUCCUGACUAUGUUGUAGUCCUUCCAAAACAAAGGAGAGCUUUUCUGUCAGCAGUGGAACAAUUUGCAUGUUUGAAAUUUUCUAAUCCUGUCGAGAGGAGGUUCGCAGCAGAACUAGCAGCUGCGUUGCACCAAAUAUGGGGUGAGAUAUCCUUGUCAUCCCCAUUUUUUUAAAGGGUCUCUUAUGUUAUCUUUUAUUCCCUCUUUUAAUGCCCAUCAGUUUACAGAAAUAUUUCUAGAAUGGAACUAUACUAGACACAUUUAUGUUGCUGAGAUAUAUAGUACACGAUCAUGUGCCUCUUUACUUCCCAUUCUUCUUGGCCUUUCCAAGGAAUGAAGUUUCCUAUUUUCUGGCGAAAGAUGAGCUAAGUGUUCACAACAAUAUGUAUUCAGGUGUUUCAAGUAACAAUCUCAGUCCUCUUUCAAAUCUUCCUGUAGGGAAAUGCUCAUGAUAAUGAUUACAGCCAGCAUUGGAAGUGUAUUUCAUAAUGUGUUCUGUACAAUGCCCAAGUCCAUGUCCGGAAGAUGAUGAGCCAAAGAACGUACUAUGUGAAGUGACUGAAACUUUUAGGUGGGAUUUAUGCUACCUAAUGGAGAGCUUUUGGAGUUCCUUGAAAUAUGCAUGUUUCUUAUGUUUUUCUCCUAUCAUCGCUCUCCUGUUAAAAUCUCAAAUUCAAAUUAAGAACAGUUAGAAUGUGGUUGUUUCUGAUGGAGACAUCUUGUGUAAGCUUAUUUUUUACAAGGAAAUUCGCCUAGGACAAACUUUGUAGAUUAGUGCAUCAGAUUUAAGCGUGAAGAUGUGAUGGUCCUCCAAAUCUCUUUCCCUUUUCAUUUGUCUACUCUACUAUAUUAAAUUUGAAUGGGGCAUUCUGAGAUUAUUAAGAAUAAUGGGAACAAUUGGUUGAAAG
Messenger RNA from Oldenlandia corymbosa var. corymbosa, 3534 nucleotides. NCBI's taxonomy places the organism in Eukaryota, Viridiplantae, Streptophyta, Magnoliopsida, Gentianales, Rubiaceae. The record is from the annotation of a GenBank genome assembly.